CUUUACGAUCCAGCUAAGGCUCGCAAGUUCAUCGUUUGCAUCUCCCAGCUAUGUGCCGCGCAUAGUACAGUGACGGCCACUGAGUUGUCGAAGCAGCUCGGUUGCAAUUUAUCUUGAUUCUGGCGGCUAAACAAUUUUCCGUGUGCCUAAAUUAGUCAAUCAACUCAACUCUAAAGCAAACCCAGAGUUGAAUUAAGCGGAGAGCGGUCCGUACUAGGCGGCGGCGCAUGCCCGUCCAGGGGAGGCGCACCUCCUGCUACCACUGGUGCAGCGACUUCAUAUGCGCGCACGCCAUCUUCGCCGGCGGGUUCGUCACCGCGCCGGUGGCCGUGAUGCACCUCGUCAAGCGGCCCUACUCCGGCCACGCCAUCCUGUUCGCCGCCUUCGCCGCGUUCUGCACCACCCUCACCUUCCUCCUCUGCUGCAGCUUCUAUGCGGAGCUCAAGCGGCCGCCCUGGCCCCGGUGGCUGGCGCCCACGGAAGCGUCCACGGAGGAGCGCGAUCGUCGUCGUCAGCAGCACGGCCGCGAGUCGUCGCACGAGCAGCUCCGCCACCCCGAGCUGACGGUGAUGUCGCGCGACGACCUUCGGGCCGCUCUGGCCGCAAACCGCGUCCCGAGCUACGCCUACGAGCACCCGGAAGAGGGCGCCGCCGCUGAGUGCGCGGUGUGCCUCGGCGAGGUGGAGAAGGGGGACUCUGUGCGACGGAUGCCGCUGUGCCUUCACGUGUUCCACACCGAGUGCAUCGACCAGUGGCUGCGCUCGCACGCGACAUGCCCGAUCUGCCGGUGCAGCGUGAUCCCUCCGCCUGAACGGCCACCGGAGGUGGUGCUGGACGUAGGGUCGUGAUGCAAAUUAGUUGGCGCUCGACUGUCUAUGUACUCCAGCUCGAAAGAAAUUCGGAACUCCUUGCCAAACGUGUACAAAGUUUGUGGUGUAGCAACAGAAACACGGAAAUAGUGUCGCAGAUUGGAACUUUUUUUACAAGACUUUCGUUUUCAUGUACGGGCUACUCCCCUUAUCAUUACU
Messenger RNA from Lolium perenne, 1028 nucleotides. RefSeq lists its product as uncharacterized. The record is from RefSeq and is a predicted model, not a curated record. NCBI's taxonomy places the organism in Eukaryota, Viridiplantae, Streptophyta, Magnoliopsida, Poales, Poaceae.